This is a messenger RNA of Linepithema humile (Argentine ant), 3906 nucleotides long. Its product is annotated as bestrophin-4-like. Gene Ontology annotation, molecular function: chloride channel activity. NCBI's taxonomy places the organism in Eukaryota, Metazoa, Arthropoda, Insecta, Hymenoptera, Formicidae. The record is from RefSeq and is a predicted model, not a curated record.
GCGAUUUACGUGUAUGAGCUUGACAUUCGGCCCUUUUUAGAUUUUGGGUAACUGCCAUCAAAUCGCGAUCGUACCCAGCUGCAAUGUUUAAUAUCCCGCCGACUAUGCAACUAUUCCGCGCGUCUCAAUUCACUCGCAACGACCAGUUCACCGCCGACGAGCGCCAAGUACGCACUUGUGAUAAUGCCUCUUCACGGUUUUUUUCGUAUCGUUAUCCCUGCUCGUUUUCUUGCGACUACAAAGAAUUUUUAACAUGAGGUCGUCUUGCAAUCUCCGGUCUCGUCAGGUGAAAAUUUUUCCGGUGCAACCUAACCUAACCUACUUUGAUUCCGGAAUCUGAGAAAAGUUUCUGAAGAACUUUGAAACUUUAGAAGAAUUUUGAACAAUUCGUCCUUCAGAAGCGAUAAAUCAUGAGCUGCGAGAAGAAUUUUUAACGAUGAAUGGAGAAACGAGAAAAUAUGUACAUUCGAGACAUUGAUAAGUAUUUAUGCAUAAUGAAAGGAAAAUAUUUUGCCUAUAUUUAAUUUCAUCAGAACUGUGAUAAUAAGCGAUGAAACAUAUAUAUGCUGUGCUAUAAAGAAAAUAAAAUCCAAGAGACUGUUAAUAAUUUCCAUUGCUAUUCCAGUUUUGAUAAGUGGAGUGAAUAUUUAUUCCUGGUAAAUUAUUCUAUUUCUCGUAGAAGAAGAUUGAAGAAAACUGAAUCGAGAAUCGAUCACGGCCGCAAAUGAAGAUGUUAAAUUAACUUUCGUCGUAUAUACCCAAAUUGGCCGCUGCUCCAGACAGCUAGUUUUGUAAAUUACAUAACCGGAAAGGACGUCAACUCUUGUGCCGAUCAAUUUCUUUAAUUUAACGUGACAACGCGCGAAGGCGAAUGCUGUGAGUGUAUAUUCGUUAGUGUGUGCGAUAACAAAUUUUUGUGCGAGGAAAGUGAUAAGCGUACGAGUUAUGAUUGAUGAAAUGUGCUUCAUGCUUACAGAAAAACGACAUUUCACCACAGCUAUUUCGAGAUGGCUCGUGCUUGGAAUAGGACACAAGUUCAUUUCUAUGCAAUAGCCGGUUCACCUUAAAUUAGAGAUUAUAUAGCUAAAAAAACAUGCGAAAACUUCUGGAAGUAUGAGUAGUAACGUCCUCGCAAGCACGUUGUUCUCGAGAAGAAACUGGCACGGUGCUCCUAAAUGGAUAAAAGAUGACAGUCUCUUAUCAAUACGAAGUCGCCAGUUCCACCAGCGGUGGAUUCACCAGGCUUCUGUUUAUGUGGCGUGGUUCCCUGUACAAGCUGAUUUACAGGGAACUGCUGCUCUAUCUCAUUCUUUUCGGUAUCUUAUCCGUUCUUUAUCGCCACACUUUCACCGAUGAUCAAAAAAAAGAAUUCGAGCAAGUUGUAAUUUACUGCGACAAUUUAAUCAAACUGAUCCCGUUGAGUUUCGUCCUCGGAUUUUACGUGUCCUACGUGGCGCAGAGAUGGUGGAAGCAAUAUAAGGCAAUACCAUGGCCGGACAAAGUGAUGCAUCUCGUGGCGCUCUAUAUCACCGGGAGUGACGAGUACAGUCGAAUGCUGCGCAGAGCUCUGAUGCGAUAUCUGAAUCUUUCCCUGAUACUUGUUCUACGUUCCAUCAGCUCGGCGGUGAAGAGACGAUUUCCAACUCUUGAUCACGUCGUUGAUUCCGGCUUCAUGACCACAUUGGAGCUCGAAUUGUACCAGUCGGUGCCGAGUAGCGAAUUUAAUACCUAUUGGAUACCUUGCACCUGGUUCAUUAAUCUUCUCAAGGAGGCACGCAAGUCCCACAGGUUGCCCGACGCGCAAGGCUUGAAGCUAAUUAUGGAGGAAUUCAAUGAAUUUCGGACUAAAUGCGGCCUGCUAUGGAGUUAUGACUGGGUGUCGAUUCCUUUGGUGUACACUCAAGUGGUGACUCUUGCCACGUACAGCUUCUUCGCGGUCACUCUGAUCGGCCGACAAUACAUCGAUGGCGACAAUAGGCAAAUUUUCCAAUUAAAAAUAGACAAAUAUGUGCCCCUUUUCACAAUUCUGCAAUUCUUCUUCUUUAUGGGGCUGUUAAAAGUAGCUGAGCAAUUGAUAAAUCCUUUUGGCGACGACGACGAGGACUUCGAGUUGAACUGGUUGAUCGAUCGUCACACUAAGGUAUCGUAUCUUGGAGUAGACACGCUAAUGAAUCGCUGCCCGCCGCUCGUCAAAGAUAUCUUUUACGACUCCGAAAAUAUAAGUUUGCCGUAUACGGAAGCGGCUGCAUCGUAUAAGAAGAAGACCUAUCGUGGCAGUGUGGCAAACAUGACGGUGCCUGAAGAGAAACAGAUGAUGUUUUUGCCCGGCAUUUUGGAGGAGGAGGAAGAAAGUAAUAAUAUUCCGACGCCUCGCACUUCCACUGCCAGUUUAGCGAACCCGAUCGACAGUCCGGCGAACGAAAGACGCCAGAUCAGCGGGUCCCAUGCAACACCUGCGAAGAUGGCUCGCAAUUGUUCCGAAACGAUUGUACAGCUGGAUAACCAAGAGCAACCGAUCGAAAUGGAGCAGCGGCACGUCAUAGUCGAGGCCGUCAAGAAGUUCUCCUCCCUCGCGAAGGGCUCCGCAUCCCGUAUUGAUUUUCGAAAGCCCUUUCUUCCAGGUUUGAAAUCAUCCAAGCCAGUGCUGCAGCCUUGGCCGAGCGCGACGAAUAUUUCGCAUCCUUUUCUAUCAAUGGCGAUUUCCACGUCGAUAGAGGCUGGAUCUUCCUUGAAAAGAGAUUCGUUCAAGAGCCUAUGUCGUCAAUCUUCCGCGGAGGAAUCCGACGGACGGCCCAGUGUCUCGUCGCAGGAUGAGAGAUAUCAGGACGGCGUCGUGAACUCGGCGUUCGCCGAAGAGAGGCUGCACGACGUUCCGGACAUCUGCGAUUGCGACGGCACGGAGGAAGAACACGAUGCUUUGGAAUCCGAUCUUUCGCAUCAAUAUCAGUGCAGGCAAGCCUGCCAAGAGCUACCGAUCUUGGAGAUGAUCGAUAUGUCUGUAAUCGGCGGCGAAUCAAGUCGUUCGAGAAUCAAUAGUUGUCCCAAGUACCUGAUGGCCAGGAGCGAUCGAUCGCCUGAUAAUUCUAGGAAGAGAAAGGGUAUCCAAUGGCGAUCGCGAAUAUCUGGCGAAAAAUUGAAAUUCCGUAGAAGAACUACUGACAGUAUACCUACGGUGGACACAAUUCUAACCCCGACCAGGAGCUCGCCGAAUCUAAGCAACUUGGAGGAACAGAUGAAGACUGCGCUAAGUGUCAAGACAGAUCCCUCUUGCAAGCAAGAGGAUGAGAUUUCUAAGCUGUGAAUUACGUAGUGUAUCGGUUGGAUUGAUAUUUUUAGUUAUUUCGAUGCUGAGAGAAAUCUUUUAACUUGUGUGGCAAUCUCGAAUAUGCCGAAAUUUUCUUAACGAAAUUCUUUCGCUUCUUCAGGAGAAAUUUUUCAGUGCGAAAGUUAGAUUGCAUGUUACGCUCCUCUCAUAAACGUUUUUCUUCCAUGCGUUAUGAUAAAAUUUAAUAAAGUUGUGAUCCCCUUUUAUAUGACUGUAAGACGAUCUUAGCUUGUUAAAAAUUGAUAAAGAUGAGUGUUAAAAAGAUUGAUAAAGAUUGUUAAAGAUUGAGUACUAUAAAGACUAUAGAAAAUUGCGUUUUUGCUGAAAAAUUCUUGGUUACUGCGUACUUACUGUGUUUCUGCACAGAGUUGUCUGAAAUAAUAAUUAUAUAUCGAUAAUAAUAUUCUUUAAGAUGAUCAGUGAUACAAAAAAUAUUGUGCUUAUAUUUCACUACAUAAUUACAAUUGUGAGCAAGUAUUAAUACGCAUUCAAGAAUAGCGUUAUUUACACAUAUUUAUGUACAUAUUGUAAAUAUUGCAGAAUAUAUUCUAAUGUAUCAUAGAAAAAAUAAAUAUAAUUUC